Messenger RNA from Mytilinidion resinicola, 1310 nucleotides. RefSeq lists its product as uncharacterized. The transcript has 4 exons. NCBI's taxonomy places the organism in Eukaryota, Fungi, Ascomycota, Dothideomycetes, Mytilinidiales, Mytilinidiaceae. Gene Ontology annotation, molecular function: hydrolase activity. Bases 309 to 1310 code for a protein of 333 amino acids. The record is from RefSeq and is a predicted model, not a curated record.
AGCGGUAAGAGGACGGAGUGGACGAGUCGUCCAGGAACCCUCAGAAUCCGUUCCGUUCUAUUGGUUCGCCUGUCAUUCUGGACGAGUCAGCCCUCGGAUAUACGGCUUUUCCUCCAUAGAUCUAACCCUAGCUCAUACUACAGUGUCGCUGAUUUCUCUUUUCUUUUGCAUCGACCAUAAAGCGUGACUGAAUCUGUGAUAUCUUAACGAGAUCCUAGAGAGGGGUAUACUCCUACCUUAACACAUACUGUCUCCCCAAGCUCUUACCUCGGGCGUUCCAUACAAACUCCGAACUACAAUUCAUCAAGAUGCCUCUCACGCGUUCUGCUAUCCUAGCCCUCGCAGAUCCGGACCCAGAAACAGCAGAGGCCCUCAAUUUCUCUCCGCAACUCCCAAACAAUUCAUCCAUCGACUUCUGGCGCACCAUCGAAACUACCCGCCGGCCUACCAUACUCGCAUCCCUCGGUCCCCCACCCACCGGCCUCACCGAGCGCGAUCACCAAGUCCCCACAAGAGACGGCCAUAACAUCACGGUCCGCUCUUACUCCCCUGAUGUAGCCCCAGCAGGCGGCCGGUCGCUCAUAGUAAUGUAUCACGGUGGGGGCUUCUGUCUCGGCGGGCUCGAGACGGAAACUCCUACAUGUCGGGCCUGGGCGCUGCAGCUUGGCGCCGUGGUGCUGAAUGUCGAGUAUAGACGUGCACCGGAGUGGGUGUUUCCGACGCCUGUGAAAGACGCGUGGGACGCGUUUAAGUGGGCCGCAACGAAUGCUUCGGAACUUGGUGCCGAUCCUGCCGCUGGGUUUUUGGUAGCGGGCGUCUCGGCGGGCGGGAACAUGGCAUCCGUUGUUGCGCACCUGGCGAGGAACGAAGGCGUGGUGCCGCGAUUGACGGGGCAGUAUCUGAGCGUGCCAGCGCUGAUACCCGCGGAUAAAGUCCCGGAGGAGUACAAGGAGGAGUACCUGAGCCGCGAGCAGAACCGUGAUAGCCCGUUGCUGCCACGGACGAUGGUGGAGAUGUUUGAAACAAGCCACAAGGCGGAUAGUGACUCGCCUCUCUUUGCUACCUUCAAUGAUCUGAGCGGACAUGCGGACCUGCCUCCUACGUAUUUCCAGGUUUGUGGAGCUGAUCCGUACCGCGAUGAUGCUGUGAUCUAUGAGCGGGUGCUGCGUGAGGACUAUAAGAUCCCUACGAAGGUGGAUAUGUAUAAAGGGUUGCCGCACAUGUUCUGGGCAAUGAUACCGGGCUUGAAGCAGUCGGCGCAGUGGAAAGCCGAUCGAGUUGAUGGAAUGAGAUGGUUGCUUGAGCAGUAA